Penicillium antarcticum is the source of this 2514-nucleotide messenger RNA. Its product is annotated as tRNA ligase. The record is from RefSeq and is a predicted model, not a curated record. NCBI's taxonomy places the organism in Eukaryota, Fungi, Ascomycota, Eurotiomycetes, Eurotiales, Aspergillaceae. Gene Ontology annotation, molecular function: phosphoric diester hydrolase activity; RNA ligase (ATP) activity; ATP binding. The transcript has a single exon. Gene Ontology annotation, cellular component: nuclear inner membrane. Gene Ontology annotation, biological process: tRNA splicing, via endonucleolytic cleavage and ligation. Bases 1 to 2514 code for a protein of 837 amino acids.
AUGGCGACUCAGGAUCCCUCCCAAAUCGCACAGCUGGUGCACAGCUUGGAAGAUGCACGGAAGCAGUCCAAGGGUGAGAAGAAGCAAAGGUUCACUUGCAAGAAGACAACAUUCACAGUCGCUGGCACCAACAAUGUGACUGUGGACUCUUGGAAGUUCCAAGACUGGGACUACAAGCGCCCUGAUCUCCCAACGUACGCCCGUGGUCUCUUUACCACCCGCCGGAGGGACGGCAUCCCCGAGAUUGCAACCCGCGGAUACGACAAGUUCUUCAAUGUCAGCGAAACAACCAAUACCCAAUGGCACAACAUUGAGAAGCAUACCAAGGGUCCUUAUGAACUCAGUGUAAAGGAGAAUGGAUGUAUUAUCUUCAUUUCGGCGCUAGAAGACGACAAACUUCUAGUUUGCAGCAAGCACUCCACUGGAGUUCGAGAAGAUACCGAUCAGAGUCACGCCCAGGUCGGAGAGCGCUGGACGGAGCACCAUGUCUCGUCGGUUGGUCGAAAUAUCAAGGACCUCGCACGGACACUGCGUGAGAAUAACCUCACAGCUGUCGGAGAGCUCUGCGACGACAGCUUUGAGGAGCACGUUCUAGCCUACGAUCAGGCAGCCUCCGGCAUUUACCUCCAUGGUCUCAACUACAACCAGCCGGAAUUUCACACAAUGUCUUCCGAUAAAGUACACGAGUUUGCAGAUGCAUGGGGCUUCAAGAAGGCCAAGUUCGAGGUUUUCGACGAUAUCUUUCGAGUACGGUCCUUCCUCGAAGGAUGCGCUGAGACUGGUACUUGGGAUGGGCGUGAGACUGAAGGGUUCGUGAUCCGAUGCCAGCUCAGCGAUAAUGGAACUGGUCCAUAUCGCGAUUGGUUCUUCAAGUACAAGUUUGAGGAGCCAUAUUUGAUGUACCGCCAGUGGCGCGAAUGCACCAAAGCCGUGAUUGGGGGGAAGCUCCCCAAGAUCAGAAAGCACGAGCAGAUUACACAGGAGUAUCUGCAAUUUGCCCGGAGGAAGCUGAUCAAGGACCCCAACAUGGCCAAGGAGUACCUCCACAACCACGGCAUUAUUUCUUUGCGCGAGGAGUUCUUAAAGGAGCGAGGACUGAAGGGUUCUGAGAUCAUCGCCAUGGAAGCAAAUGAGCUAGCAAAUUCAAGGGAUAUUGCCCGCAACAUUAUUCUUGCUCCUGUCGCUACUCUCGGAUGUGGAAAGACAACAGUGGCUCUCGCUUUGGUCAAGCUGUUUGGAUGGGGACAUGUUCAGAACGACAACAUACCCAAGCAAAAGAACAAACCGAAGAAAUUUGCCUUUGAAGUCAGCGAGCUUAUGUCCACUCACCCCGUUGUCAUUGCAGACCGCAACAGCCACCAACGUCGCGAACGUAAGCAACUCAUGGAUGAUAUUUACCCUGUGAUCAAUGAUGCCCAGUUCGUCGCUCUUCACUACGUCCAUGAACCCAAGGGUCAACUUCUGUCUAAGAUCAAAGAAGUCACCCGGAAGCGAGUGCUGGAACGUGGCGACAAUCACCAGUCGAUUCGAGCCGGGACCAUUUCCAAUCAUGAGACUAUCGGAAUCAUGGAUGGCUUCCUAAACCGCUUUGAGGGAAUUGACACCGCUCGACAGCCCGACGAAAACUACAAUCAUGUCAUUGAGCUCGACGUCUGUGCCUCGUCUCGCGCAAACCUUGAGACAGUCGUCAAAGCCCUCCACGUUGCCUACCCCAAGGUAGUUCCGAAAAUUCCGACGUCCGAGGAACUCGAUUCUGCAAUCAACGCCGCAAUGAAAAAUUACCACGUCGAGACAGAUCUCAGCUACAGCUACGGCGGAACCCAGAAACAAAAGAACAAAACCAAGGCCCAAAACACAGGUACCACCUCCACCCAAGCAGGCGCAGACAUGGACCCGGCAACCCUUUCCAAAAAGAUCGAAUACUUCAAUAUCUCUCUCCCACCUAAGGAAAUAACAACCGUCCUCAAUUCCAUCUUCCAAAACUCCUCCGAUCCCAAAAUAGCCCAGCUCUAUAACCAACUCUCCCAAACCCGCCGCCUCCAACCAGCCUUCCAUGUAACACUCAUCCACCGCGCCUCAAAGAAAGACAACCCUCAGAUCUGGGACUCUCUCGCAGAUCGCUACAUCAAAGCCCACACCUCAACUCCAUCUCCCAAUCCAGCCCAAACCCCUCCAACCCUGGGCACAGCCCGCGUCCGUCUUGAGCGCUUGGUCUGGGAUAAUCGCUUGAUGGCCUUCGUGGCACGCAUCUUACCUCCUGGUGGAGAUGUCGAUUCUGAUACUCCUGCUGUGGCGCCUGUUUCCGAUGCCGAUUGGCCUUGUGCGAAUGCCAUUCCGCAUAUUACUGUCGGUACCGUUUCGCAGGAUGUUAAGCCCAAGGAGAGUAAUGAUUUACUCAAACGUUGGGUUGAGGUUGGCUCGGGUGGUAACACUGGCAUUUUUGAAGCUGAGAUUCCUGGUGUUAAGAUUGUUGAAGGCAUUGUUGGAUUGGUUAUGAGUCGGGGGAAGUAUUGA